AUGGACAUUCUGAAUUUCGGCAAGGUGUUCAACCACGGGGACAUAGAAAAGAAGGUCCGCCUGAUCCUAACGCUCCUCCAAACCCUGAAUGCACUUGUGUUUGAACAGCAGGAAGAGACUGACCACGACGGCAACCAUGACAACCCACUCAUGUCUUGGAUCCUGCAGUCAGUCGUGAGUCCUCUGAAAGGGAGCUCCAACGGGGACGUUGUCGAGAGCAGCAGCCGUCAACAGAUGGGGGGCGAAAACUCCAAGAGUAAACCUCCACCAGAGCAGCGGGAGGCUGAGGACAAGCAUGCCUCCUCUGACGGCGACAUCAACACGUUUGUUGCUGGGUUCUGGGACUCCCUCAGCAGCUGGCCCAAGGCAUCGGAGGAGGUGGAUGCAGCGAAGGCGCCUGGGGCUGAGCCUGGUGAAACUUGUGACUCGCGGUCGCUCGUCGACAAGAAAGCUGGUGGUCAAGAUAUGGACCAUGGAGCCUCAACAGAGAGAUCUCGUCGUCAAGACGCUCAUGGCAGCACUCGGAGUCCCUCAACCAUGGACUUGCAAACCCCUCUGCACCUCAACGGAAAAGUGUCAGAGCUCGUAAGCAGAAAGGAUUCGCCUCUGAAACAUCUCACUACAAAUCCACCGUUGGAUCUGAACAAGAACAUGAUAGUUGCUGGUCCUCCCAAACAAAGUCAGGGUCAUGUCAACCAGAGCCAGGCUCAUCCCAUGCAGAGUCAUAUCAGCAAUGGCCAGGGUCAUGUCAACAACGGUCAACUGAAGCACGGGAGUAUAGACCUGGCAGCGGUUACUCGGACCAACAGCUCGAGCAGCACGUUCAUGAGCCCCAAGAGCAAGAACAUCUACGUGUCCGACAGGCCGACGGUGCGUGUGCAGGACCCUCACUUGCAGGACAUCAACAUCUACGAGAGAACCCACAUGCCCAACAAGGGCGGCAGCUUCCCCGCGCCUCUGCUCCUCACUCCCCCGAAGUCAGAUAAGAAAAUGUCCUCUUCCCCGCGAUCAACUCCGCGGGUGCUGCAGGUCAAAGUCUUGACGCCUGUCGGGAAAGACAAGGGUGAUCUGCAGAAGACAGUCUGA
Messenger RNA from Guillardia theta CCMP2712, 1086 nucleotides. RefSeq lists its product as hypothetical. The coding region runs from base 1 to 1086 and encodes 361 amino acids. Lineage: Eukaryota; Cryptophyceae; Pyrenomonadales; Geminigeraceae. The record is from RefSeq and is a predicted model, not a curated record. The transcript is spliced from 3 exons.